AUUACUCCUUCAAAAGUUCCAUGCACUGCAUUUCAUAAUUCUUUUUACUUUUGUGUGUGGUGUGUCCGUGUGGGUAUGUAUGGAAUUGGACUUUUUGGGGAAUAAAUCAAACAGAUCUAGAGUCGAUUUUCUUGUACGCAUUGAAAUCAUUUUGAAAAUGAAGACUCAAAACUCUACAAAUAAACCUCGAAAGCUUGGUGUUUCUAUUAUAGGUUUUAUUUGGUCAUAUUGAACGAGUCAAGCGUAGUAUUCGUAGUUAAAGAAAUCCAAUUUAUUGUUAUUUAAUAUUUACCUUUGUGGUCAUAUACUAAAAGUCUAAAACAAAGAAGAAAGUAUUUGAUAGUACACAUACCCUGGCUUGUCUCAUGUUUCCCUAUAGUACCUGUGGAUGCAAGUGAUUCAGAGAUUGAGCUGAAGUUGAAUGAGACAGUGAUAUGCUCAAAGGUUAAAUCUUUGGAGAAGCAAGCAUGGUGCAAAAUCAAAAGAGGUGUGGAUCUGGUUUCUGCAACCAUACAAAAUAUCAGUUCCAACACGAUUCUUGUUGAUGAGGCGGUUCUUCUAGAUGAACAAACUAGGACGAUCAAGUGUGGCAGUGAAAUUGCUCUGAGCCUUUCUUCUUCCGAGGGUUCUUUAAAAUACAGAUUUGAGAUAAUGCCUGCAGAGGAACCUUGCAAACGGUUAAAGGUCUCUGUUGAUGUAGAACAUGCAAAAUGCAGCAUUUGCUUAAACAUAUGGCAUGAUGUUGUCACCGUUGCACCCUGUCUUCACAAUUUUUGUAAUGGGUGCUUUUCAGAGUGGCUAAGGAGAUCUCAAGAGAAACAUUCAAGUGUUAAAUGUCCUGAGUGUAGAGCUGUCAUUCAGUUUGUAGGGAAAAAUGCCUUCUUGCAUAACAUUGAGAAUAGUGCUAUAACACCUUUUCCGUCAGUAGCACACACAAAAGCAGAUGAUGCAAAGGGUGUUACAGCGCCUACCGCGCUGAAUGUUGUAACUAUAAAAAAAGAACAUCAGAUAUGUUUAUGCAGUUCAGAGAACUCUCCUACUCUCUUUCCACUUAAUGCUCAGUAGUUUGGUCGUCAUUUGAUUUCUAUAGUAUCCUUUUAGUAUGUCAUUAUAUGUUGCAGUUUCAAGUGUGAGAUGUUAUUCUCCAUCCAUCCCAUAAUAAUAAUCCACUUACUAU
Molecule: messenger RNA, 1177 nt
Organism: Cuscuta campestris
Lineage: Eukaryota; Viridiplantae; Streptophyta; Magnoliopsida; Solanales; Convolvulaceae
Source: the annotation of a GenBank genome assembly